UCUAAGUUAUUUUGUUUCUCUCUUUCAAAAUCUUAUAAACAAACAAUUACACACAAUUGUAUUUCUAUUUUAAUUCUGAUUAUCUUUUUUCCUUUUAAUUAAAUUUUCUAAUUGUCUUGUCAUCUUAUUAAUAUCCUUUUAUUUAUAAUAUUGUCCGUACAAUUAUGUUCGAUUCUAUUUCGUCUAAUCGUCAAGUUUUCCAAGCUUAUCAACAUUGGCGUAAGGAUGGAACUAAAUCUCUUAUUGAUCUUUUUACUUCUUGUGAACAAGCAAAAUCUAUUUCUAAACUAGCUCAAUUACCUCUGAAUUCAUCUGAACAAGAUCAACUAGUCGAUUAUCUAAUGAACAAAUCCAGUGUCAAAGGUGCCAAACUCCAAGCGAUUCUUUGUCUCCUAUUAAAUGGUAAACUAGAUGAAGCUCAAAAAUAUAAAGAUUUAUGUUUUUCAACAUCAACAAGUGGCGAUGAGAAUGAUGAUGAUCUCUUUCAAAGUGGAAUGAUUAUUUCAGCGAUGAUUGAAUCUUAUGCUAAAAAUUUACCGAAUUUCUCAUCAACAAAACAAUCAACAUCACAAGAACCAAGUACACCAAAAAGUGAAAAAUUCCAUUCUGGACAAGAAACUCAAACACCUUUUACCGAUUCAAGCAUCAUGAAUGAAAGUGUCCGUCGUCGGCGAUCCCGAAAGCCCAAAGAUCAAACCCCGAUGCCAACUCACACAAUGACGACACGAGCAUCAGCCAGAAAAAAAUCAUUAGGACAUUAAAAAGUCUUCAGUUGUUAAUUGUAAUAAUAAAAUGUUAAAUUUGUUGAAUGGUACCAAAUUUUAUGUAAUUAAUUUCAUGAUUUUAAUGAAAAUUAAAAAUUGAUUUUAACAAUUCAAUGUGAAUGGAAGUUGAUAGAUGGCGACAAAAGUAGAAAGAGUUGAGUCUUUGGUUACAAGCGAAUGAAAAAUUUUCAUUGAAAAUUAUGUUGAUUGAGUUACACAAACGAAACCAUUUGAUGAUUUGAUCGACUGAUUGUUUUCUGAUUUGAUUUGGUUAUUUAAUCAAAUCUCAUCGAUCCACAAAAACCUUAUCUUGGAUUGUUCAACAGAUAACAAAAAGUUCCACAACUAUGAUUAAAUCGACCGGAUGUUCGUUGUUCAGAUCAUCUUUGAGGCCUUCAUUUCAUAUUCUUUCUCUGUACUCAACUGGUCCAUCCAACUCGAACAAACCUCAGCACAUAAAAGGGAAUCAAAUGAUCUCUCAAUCAGCUGUUACCUCCAAGCAUCAAAGUAAACAGAAAGGAAAUGUUUUCGAUCGAAAUGCUAAACGUUUCCAGAGAGAAUCAUUGGCCAAAUCGAAGGAUUUUCCGGUGUACCAAUACGUGAAAGAAGAAUUUGGCUAUCGAAUGGCUGACAGAGUUUGGGACAUCAAACGAUUGUUCACCAAUGCAGUCGAACUUUCAUCCGGAGGUGGUUUCGUUUCGCAGCAUUUAACCAAAGAGAUCGUUGAAAAUAUUUUUCUAUGUGAUACUUCAGUCUCGAAUCUAGAUCGAGUUAAACUUCCCGAUGAUAUUUACACAUCAAUGGUUUUAGCUGAUGACGAGCAAUUACCUUUCAGAGAUGAAAGCAUCGAUAUAUUAAUGUCCAGUCUUUCCUUGCAUUGGGUCAAUAAGUUACCUGAACUGUUCAAAGAGGUCAAUCGAUGUUUAAUAAAAGACGGAGUGUUUCUUGGAGCUCUUUUCGGUGGUCAAACUCUUUACGAGUUAAGAUGUUCUCUGCAAUUAGCUGAAAACGAGCGACUUGGUGGUUUCGCCCCUCACAUUUCACCAUUUGUUGAGCCCACCGACAUUGGAGCUCUACUUAAUCGAGCAGGUUUUAAUUUACUAACUAUCGAUGUUGAAGAAAUGAAGGUUAACUAUCCAUCCAUGUUUGAAUUGAUCUUCGACCUUCAAUCAAUGGCCGAAAGUAAUGUCGCCUGGAAUCGACAGUCUCAUCUCGAUAGAGAUUCAAUGUUAGCCGCAGCAGCGAUUUAUCGUGAAGUCUAUGGCGAUAGUUCCGGAAAUGUUCCAGCGACAUUCCAAGUGGUCAAUUUCAUCGGAUGGAAACCCGACCCGUCACAACCCAAACCCGCAAGAAGAGGAUCAGCAAAUGUCUCAUUCAAAGACAUGGACAAUUUAGAUUCAAUGGUUGACAAUUUAAAAGAAACCAAACCAUCAUAAUAACAAUCAUAUAGCCAAUUUAAAUUUUAGAAUCCCCAUUGUAAAAAUCAAUCGAUUGUAACAUAAUCUAUUAAUAGUUUCAAUUACAGUUAAAUCAAUUUACUCGUUUGAACAAUUA
Messenger RNA from Panonychus citri (citrus red mite), 2318 nucleotides. Its product is annotated as arginine-hydroxylase NDUFAF5, mitochondrial-like. Gene Ontology annotation, molecular function: S-adenosylmethionine-dependent methyltransferase activity. The record is from RefSeq and is a predicted model, not a curated record. Gene Ontology annotation, biological process: mitochondrial respiratory chain complex I assembly. Bases 1112 to 2200 code for a protein of 362 amino acids. Gene Ontology annotation, cellular component: mitochondrion. NCBI's taxonomy places the organism in Eukaryota, Metazoa, Arthropoda, Arachnida, Trombidiformes, Tetranychidae. The transcript has 5 exons.